Molecule: messenger RNA, 291 nt
Organism: Kwoniella botswanensis
Lineage: Eukaryota; Fungi; Basidiomycota; Tremellomycetes; Tremellales; Cryptococcaceae
Exons: 4
Coding region: 1-291 (96 amino acids)
Biological process (GO): translation; protein-RNA complex assembly
Cellular component (GO): ribosome; cytosolic large ribosomal subunit
Molecular function (GO): structural constituent of ribosome
Source: RefSeq, a predicted model, not a curated record
AUGCCCCAACAAGUCAAAGACAUCAAAAAGUUCCUCGAGAUCGCUCGAAGAAAGGACGCUACUCUCGCCCGAAUCAAGAAGACCUCCAUCAAACCUCCUACCGGUGCCGCCCUCAAGACCAAGGCCGCCAAGAAAGCUCCUACCCACGUAACGAAAUUCAAGAUCAGAUGUUCUAGAUACCUUUACACUUUGGUUUUGGACGAUGCUGAGAAGGCCGAGAAAUUGAAGCAAUCUCUUCCCCCUGGAUUGAAAGUUGAGGACAUCACCAACAAAGCCCCCAAGAAGAAAUAA